Molecule: messenger RNA, 2587 nt
Organism: Parasteatoda tepidariorum (common house spider)
Lineage: Eukaryota; Metazoa; Arthropoda; Arachnida; Araneae; Theridiidae
Product: ATP-dependent RNA helicase DDX42
Molecular function (GO): RNA helicase activity; nucleic acid binding; ATP binding
Source: RefSeq, a predicted model, not a curated record
UUUUAAUUUAGGCUUUUUGGCAUCACUUCAUGUAUAUUUAUUUAUAGUGAGCGUUUUUUUAGAGAUCCUAAAGACUAGAAAAACUGAUUUAUAUCUAUUAUUUUAAUUAGUAUCUAUGUUUGAUUAGUGUACUUGUAUUUAGAAGUCGAAGUGUAAAAUGUUUCAUAAAGGAGGUGAUGGCAAACCACGAGGCUUUGGAUUUGGUGGUUUUUCUCUUGGAGGAAAGAAACAAGAUCAGCCAGUUCAUUCCUUAUCAGCAAUGCCUCCUCCACCAAUGGUAAAUAAACAUGGAUAUACAGGUCUACAAGCUAUUACUCAAACUGCCCUUGAUGCUACUUAUGGUAUUCCUCGUAAAAGGCCGAAGACUGAAGAAGAAUACUUUGAACAAGAAGAUGAUGAAGAACCUUCUUCAAGUAGUAACAGUAAUGCUCUUGCUUAUAUACCUGCUCCAGGAAGUCCAAGUUGGGAUCUUCAAAAUUCUAAAAACAAUUCUGAUAGUGAAGAAGAUCCUUUAGAUGCAUUUAUGGCUGGAUUGGAUAAUCAAGUUGCUAUAGAAAAGGAGCAUGCUGAAAAAAUGAAGAAAAAAGAGGCCAAAGGUAUCCGAGAAGAUAUUGAAAAUGAGGAUGACGAAGAAUCAUACUACCGAUACAUUGAAGAAAAUCCUCUCGCUGGCCUUGAAAAAGAAGAUAGUGAAGGUGAACUUGAAUAUGAUGAAGAUGGAAAUCCUAUUGCUCCUGCUAAAUCAAAAUACAUUGAUCCUUUGCCUAAGAUUGACCACUCUGAAAUACAGUAUGAAAGUUAUGAGAAAAACUUUUAUGAAGAACAUGAAGAAAUUGCUAAGUUAUUGCCGAAUGAAGUCGAGGAAUUACGGAAUAAAAUGGGAAUCAAAGUUACUGGUCCCGCUCCUCCCAAGCUUGUUGCCAGUUUUGCUCAUUUCGGGUUUGAUGAAAGCUUAAUAAAGGCCAUUCGAAAAUCAGAAUAUACUCAACCUACUCCUAUACAAGCUCAGGGAAUACCUGCUGCUCUAGCAGGUCGUGAUGUAAUUGGUAUUGCCAAGACAGGAUCUGGUAAAACUGCUGCAUUUUUAUGGCCUAUGCUAGUGCACAUAAUGGAUCAAAAAGAACUAGAACCUGGAGAUGGUCCUAUAGGUUUAAUUUUAGCUCCUACAAGAGAAUUGUCACAGCAGAUUUACACGGAAGCCAAAAGAUUUGGUAAAGUGUAUGGAAUCAAUGUUGUCUGCUGUUUUGGAGGAGGAAGUAAAUGGGAACAAACAAAAGCUCUUCAGGAAGGAGCAGAAAUUGUUGUUGCCACUCCGGGUAGAAUGAUUGAUCAUAUAAAGGCUAAGUCUACAAAUCUAAAGCGAGUCACAUUUCUUGUACUUGAUGAAGCAGACAGAAUGUUUGACAUGGGAUUUGAGCCUCAGGUUCGUUCUAUUUGUGACCAUGUACGUCCAGAUCGUCAAACAUUGAUGUUUAGUGCAACAUUUAAGAAGAAAAUUGAGAGGUUAGCUCGUGAUGUUCUUACUGAUCCAGUUAGGAUUGUUCAAGGGGAGCUUGGAGAAGCAAAUGAAGAUGUCACACAAAUUGUCCUUGUCAUGCCAGCAGGUCCUGCAAAAUGGGUUUGGCUCACUAGUAAAUUGGUCGAACUUCUGUCGUCUGGCAGUGUUCUGAUUUUUGUCACCAAAAAAGCUAAUGCUGAAGAACUGUCUAAUAACCUGAAAUUAAAGGAAUAUGAUGUUGCUUUGCUUCAUGGAGAUAUAGAUCAAAACGAAAGGAGCAAAGUAAUUCUUUCUUUCAAAAAGAAAGAAGUACCUAUUUUGGUGGCUACUGACGUUGCUGCUCGUGGUCUUGAUAUAACUCAUGUAAAAACUGUUGUAAAUUACGACAUCGCAAGAGAUAUCGACACCCAUACUCAUCGCAUUGGUAGAACUGGUAGAGCAGGAGAAAAGGGCAUUGCUUAUACGCUUGUAACUGAUAAAGAUAAGGAAUUUGCUGGUCACUUAGUUAGAAAUCUAGAAGGAGCAAAUCAAGCAGUUCCUCAAGCAUUAAUGGAUUUAGCCAUGCAGAGUUCUUGGUUCCGAAAAUCUCGUUUUAAGCAAGGGAAAGGAAAAAAGAUGAAUUACAUGGGUGGGCAAAGAGAAAGACCUGGGCUUGGCUCAGAAGAAAUGUAUUCAGGUGGUGCAGCUAAAAGUAGCAUUGUCUCCAGUAUGUCUCAUUCUAGUUUACCUAAGUUUAGUGGACCUCAAACAGAUCGAUUAUCUGCCAUGAAAUCAGCUUUUCAGUCACAGUACAAAACUCAAUUUACUGCCGCAACUGAUACUGCUUGGAAGAUGGCUUCGAGAGAAAAGGAGGCUGAAAAAGAAAGAAUCAGAAAAGAGCGUAAAAAGAGCCGAUGGGACAAUAGUUAGUAAUUUACAUCAGCAAUUUACCAGAAAUUCCUUUUGACGCUCUUAAACUUUAAUUGUAUAAAGUUUGUAAAUAAUAAUAGACCAUUUUGUUGUAAUGUAGACCAGACCUCAUACUGUUAUUUCAUCUUGCGAUUGUUUCUACAGAAGAAUCAAUAAAUCAAUUUUUUUUAAAAGACACAA